AUGAGUAACGGAACCGUAUUAUCCAAAAUAGAUGAAAUCAAGGUUGAUGAUUAUGAUAUUAUAAAAGAAGGGAAAGCACAAAUCUUAACUCCAAAGAAGGAUCAAGUAUUUUAUAAUCCGAUUCAACAAUUCAAUCGUGAUUUAUCCCUCAUGUCAAUCAAAGCUUUCAUUCAAUUACGUCAAGCUCAACAUGAUGAAUCUCAAGAUGAAAAAUCAUCUCCUCAAAAAAAGAUUAAAAAAUUAAAUAAAGUUAAAAUCUUAGAAGCUUUAAGUGCUACUGGUUUACGUGCCAUUAGAUAUGCUAAAGAAUUAGAUGGUGAUUAUGAUUUAAUCGUCGCUAAUGAUUUAUUACCGGAAGCUGUGAAAUCGAUCGAUAGAAAUAUUCAAUAUAAUGAAGUUACAAAGAUAAAAUCUAAUCUUGGAGAUGCUAUAAAAUAUAUGGCUCAUGCUGAUAUUAAAUUCAAUAUUAUUGAUUUAGAUCCUUAUGGAACAGCAGCACCCUUCAUUGAUAGUGCGAUUCAAUCGAUUGAAGAUGGUGGAAUGUUACUUGUGACCUGUACUGAUGCAGGAGUAUUAGCUGGAUCAGGAUAUCCUGAGAAAUGUUUUGCAUUAUAUGGAGGAAAUAAUUUUGGGAAUUCAUUUAUUAAUAAUGAAACCAAUCAUGAAGUUGGGAUAAGAUUAAUAUUGGGGAUGAUUGGGAAUAUAGCUGCUAAAUAUAAAAAAUCGAUUGAACCAAUGUUAAGUUUAUCGAUUGAUUUUUAUUUUCGAUUAUUUAUAAAAGUUAAAACCAGUCCUCUUGAAGUUAAACAAUUAUCAUCCAAGACUAUGAUAAGUUAUGGAUGUAAUGGAUGUGGACAUAAAGUGAAUCAAUAUUUCGGUAAGAUUAAAGAUGGCAAGAAAUUCCAAUAUCCAAAAUCAGUGGGACCUGGAAGUCAAUGUGAAUAUUGUCAACAUGAUUAUAAUAUUGCCGGUCCAAUGUAUGGAUCUAAAUUACAUUCAGAAGAAUUUAUUGAAAAAAUAUUAGAAAUUAAUAAUAAUAGUGAUAAGGCAAUUUAUGGAACUACAGAACGGGUUAAAGGGAUGUUAACAUUAGCCAAACAAGAAUUAGAUGAAUAUAAUCCUCCAUUUUAUUUCAAUUUAAAUCAUUUAUCAUCAUUAUUCAAAAGUCCACCGAUUUCAAUUGAUCAAUUUGUGAAAGCGAUUGGAAAUUUAAAUCAUAUUGGUAAAUCAGGAUAUCAAGUAAGUUUAACUCAUGCUAAGAAAAAUUGUGUAAAGACAGAUACUCCUUGGGAUAUUAUUCUUCGAAUUAAUAUUGAAUGGUUAAAACUUUCAAAUCAAAUCAUUUAUAAAGAAUUGAAACUGAAGGAAAGUUUAACUGAAAAGGAAACCAUUAAAUUACAAAAAUUAACUGAAGAUAUCUUCUAUAAUGGGAAUUUAAGUGAAACUUCGAUUGGGUAUAAGAUUAUUCAAUAUUUUAAUCAACAUAAAGAUCAAUAUGAAUUUAAAAUUGAUUUUGAAACAGAGAAUGAAUUAAGUCAAUCCAUAGCUAAAUUAAGAAAAGUUAAAAUGGUUAGAUAUCAAGAAAAUCCAACCAAGAAUUGGGGUCCAAAAUCUAGACCAUCAUCAAAGUAG
This is a messenger RNA of Scheffersomyces coipomensis, 1632 nucleotides long. RefSeq names its product tRNA (guanine26-N2)-dimethyltransferase (gene TRM1). The record is from RefSeq and is a predicted model, not a curated record. NCBI's taxonomy places the organism in Eukaryota, Fungi, Ascomycota, Pichiomycetes, Serinales, Debaryomycetaceae. The transcript has a single exon. Gene Ontology annotation, cellular component: nucleus. Gene Ontology annotation, biological process: tRNA N2-guanine methylation. The coding region runs from base 1 to 1632 and encodes 543 amino acids. Gene Ontology annotation, molecular function: RNA binding; tRNA (guanine(10)-N2)-methyltransferase activity.